Astyanax mexicanus (Mexican tetra) is the source of this 1511-nucleotide messenger RNA. It is a transcript of the gene etsrp, whose product is annotated as ETS1-related protein. Gene Ontology annotation, cellular component: nucleus. The record is from RefSeq and is a predicted model, not a curated record. Bases 67 to 1149 code for a protein of 360 amino acids. NCBI's taxonomy places the organism in Eukaryota, Metazoa, Chordata, Actinopteri, Characiformes, Acestrorhamphidae. Gene Ontology annotation, molecular function: DNA-binding transcription factor activity, RNA polymerase II-specific; sequence-specific DNA binding. The transcript is spliced from 8 exons. Gene Ontology annotation, biological process: regulation of transcription by RNA polymerase II; cell differentiation.
CGGGCUGGAGGAACCGCUACUCCAACCAAACGCUCUCCAAGCGCAGAGGAUCUCUGAAGGUAGAAGAUGGAAAUGUAUCAGGCCGGAUAUUUCACUGAGGACUUCAGAACUCAGGAGGUUCCUGGAGGCUUUGACUUCAGUUCAUAUGACUACAAUGGUGAAGACCUGUCCUUUUUGUUAGACAGCAAAGGACCCGUCCAACCGCAGUACGCCGACACGUACGGGGACCUUCAGAAGGACCACGCCAACACCUCCAAAGUUCACUCCAGUGAUCCUGGCUUGUUUAGUCUGGAAUCCUAUCCAGAGUUUAACUGCUGGACAUCGUACACCACAGUUCCUGAUGGGAUGCUGACAGACAGGCAGCAGGCCGGCUUCCAGGACUCGGCUUCUUCUCAGACGUAUCAGAACCUGAUGCCCCCGUGCCAACCAGCCCAGACCAGCCCAUUCAGCUCUGCCCUGGACCCCAGCGGCCUCUACCAGCCCACCAAGGAGCUCACCUGCAGAGGAACAGCUACAGGCGACGCCGACAGAAGUUACUCGCUGUACGAGACAGAAGCUCAGAGCAGACCUUCACCAUACUGGUCAGAUUAUUCCUCCUCCAGUUACUGCAGUCCACUUAUGGGCCAGCCUCCAUCUUCCUCAUCCCCCAUCCCUCCGCCCUCAGAGCCAUACUGCCCCCGCGUGGCCAAGCGGCGCACUGCACCCUCCCAGAGACUGGAGCGCGAGGGCGAGGUGACUGGCAUGUCUGCCUACCCAGGAUCAGGACCAAUCCAGCUGUGGCAGUUCCUGCUGGAGCUUCUUCUGGACUCCACCUGCCACACCUUCAUCAGCUGGACUGGAGACGGCUGGGAAUUCAAGAUGUCCGACCCUGCAGAGGUGGCGAAACGGUGGGGUCAGUGCAAGAACAAGCCCAAAAUGAACUACGAGAAGCUGAGCCGAGGCCUGCGUUACUACUACCACAAGAACAUCAUCCACAAAACGGCGGGAAAGCGCUACGUCUACCGCUUCGUGUGCGACGUGCAGGGCAUGCUGGGAAAAACAGCACAGGAGGUUCUGGCCAGCAUGAACAUCUCGCUGUCGACCGCAGGGUCGCCGAGAUCAGCAGGUACCACGAAGUCAGAGGACGCCGCGGACGUGUGGUCGCAUUAGCAACGCCGAGCUCUGCCGGGUGUUUGUUUUUUGGGUUGCGGAUCGAGUUCCGUGGUCCGUGGCUCAUCUGUGGACGUUGGGCUUUUGUUGGACUUAAACAUGAAUUAAAGCACUCCUGGGUUCUGAUCACGACACUCAGUGUGAAGAAACGUACUGUUAUGGACGUACUGAAGGAACAAUGACCCUGUGCUCUAAAUAUUCAACGCAGUUCCUCAGUUUUCAGCUCGUUUUCUGUAAACGUCAUCAGCUACCUCCUGUUUAACGAUGAAACACUACGAUGACGAGUGAUGAGCACUGAGAUAAUGUGGUGCUGCAGCAGCAGAUGUAUUUUGUAUUAUUGUAAAUAAACCAAUUUGUGUACA